Messenger RNA from Eleginops maclovinus (Patagonian blennie), 3747 nucleotides. It is a transcript of the gene vps53, whose product is annotated as VPS53 subunit of GARP complex. The record is from RefSeq and is a predicted model, not a curated record. Gene Ontology annotation, biological process: retrograde transport, endosome to Golgi. The coding region runs from base 58 to 2550 and encodes 830 amino acids. The transcript is spliced from 22 exons. NCBI's taxonomy places the organism in Eukaryota, Metazoa, Chordata, Actinopteri, Perciformes, Eleginopidae. Gene Ontology annotation, cellular component: GARP complex.
AGCCUCCUCACCAGGAAGUGGUAUGCCGGAGAUUUUUUUUCAGGAUUUGUUUUGACAAUGAUGGAGGAAGAAGAAUUUGAAUUAGCUGAGGAUUUGGAGGCUAUUUUGCAUCUCACCCCAGAGGUGCAACUAGCCAUUGAACAGGUUUUCCCCAGCCAGGACCCACUGGAUAGAGCAGACUUCAAUGCUGUUGAAUACAUCAACACCCUGUUCCCCACCGAGCAGUCUUUGGCUAAUAUUGAUGACGUGGUAAACAAGAUUCGUCUGAAGAUCCGGCGCCUUGAUGACAACAUCAGGACAGUGGUGAGAGGCCAGACCAACGUGGGUCAGGAUGGCAGACAGGCUUUGGAAGAGGCCCAAAUUGCAAUCCAGCAGCUCUUUGGUAAAAUCAAAGACAUCAAGGACAAGGCAGAGAAGUCUGAACAAAUGGUCAAGGAAAUUACGAGGGACAUAAAGCAGUUGGACCAUGCAAAGCGCCAUCUCACUACAUCCAUCACCACCCUCAACCACCUGCACAUGUUGGCAGGAGGCGUCGACUCUUUAGAAGCCAUGACCAGAAAGAGGCAGUAUGGCGAGGUGGCCAACCUGCUGCAGGGAGUGGUCAAUGUGCUUGAACAUUUCCACAAGUAUAUGGGCAUACCCCAGAUCAGACAGCUGUCUGAGAGAGUAAAAGCAGCACAGAGCGAGUUGGGGACUCAGAUCCUGGCAGAUUUUGAAGAGUCCUUCCCCUCUCAAGGCUCCAAGAGACAAGGUGGUCCCAGUAACGUAUUGAGAGAUGCCUGCCUGGUGGCCAAUGUGCUGGAUCCACGCAUCAAACAGGAGAUCAUCAAAAAGUUUAUCAGGCAGCACCUCUCAGAGUACCUGGUAUUAUUCCAGGAAAACCAAGAUGUUGCAUGGCUAGACAAGAUCGAUCGGCGAUACGCCUGGAUCAAACGGCAGCUUGUGGACUAUGAGGAGAAGUACGGACGCAUGUUCCCUGAGGAGUGGUGCAUGACGGAGCGCAUUGCUGUGGAGUUCUGCCACAUCACCAGGGUGGAGCUUGCCAAAGUGAUGCGAACACGGGCUAAGGAGAUAGAGGUGAAGCUGCUGCUGUUUGCUAUUCAGAGGACCACAAACUUCGAGGGUCUUCUGGCCAAACGCUUCACCGGAUGCACCUUGACUGACAUACCUGGAAAAAAGAGGCCAGAAAGUCCUCUUGAAUCUACUAACCCCUUCCUGGACGAUGAUGCAGGUGAGGAUGCGGGAGCAGAUAAGGACGAGGAUCUAGCUAAGCCCAGGAAGCCAAAAGCGCCAGACAACCCUUUCCAUGGCAUUGUCUCCAAGUGCUUUGAACCUCAUCUAUACGUCUACAUCGAAUCCCAAGACAAGAACCUGGGCGAACUGAUUGACCGUUUUGUGGCUGACUUCCGAGCACAAGGCCCACCCAAGGCUGGCACGGAGGAGGGGGGAGCAGUGCUGCCCAGCUGUGCGGACCUCUUUGUCUAUUACAAGAAGUGCAUGGUGCAGUGCUCACAACUGAGCACCGGGGAACCAAUGAUCGCCCUCACAACCAUCUUCCAGAAAUUCCUGAGAGAGUACGCUUGGAAGAUCCUCUCUGGCAACCUUCCCAAAUCCAGCAGUAGCAGCGGAGGUCUUACCAUAAGCAGUCUGCUGAAGGAGAAGGAAGGCUCAGAGGCUGCAAAGUUCACCAUGGACGAGCUGUGCCUGAUCUGUAGCAUCCUUAGCACUGCGGAGUACUGCCUGGCUACCACACAACAGUUGGAGGAGAAACUGAAGGAAAAGGUUGAUAAAAUCCUCAUGGAGAGAAUUAAUUUGACUGGGGAGAUGGAUACAUUCAGCACUGUCAUCUCAAACAGUAUCCAGCUCAUCGUUCAAGAUCUUGAUGCUGCCUGUGACCCUGCUCUCACUGCUAUGAGCAAGAUGCCGUGGCAGAGUGUGGAGCACGUGGGAGACCAGAGUCCUUAUGUGACCUCAAUUAUCAUGCACAUUAAGCAGAAUGUGCCCAUCAUCAGAGAAAACCUGGCCUCCACACGCAAAUACUUCACACAAUUCUGCAUCAAAUUCACAAACUCUUUCAUUCCCAAAUUUAUCAACCACCUGUUCAGAUGUAAGCCUAUCAGCAUGGUUGGAGCUGAACAACUUCUCCUUGACACUCACUCCUUGAAGACGGUCUUGCUGGAUUUGCCCUCUAUAGGCUCCCAGGUGCUCCGCAAGGCCCCGGCCAGCUACACCAAGAUAGUGGUGAAAGGCAUGACCCGUGCAGAGAUGAUCCUAAAGGUGGUGAUGGCCCCACAUGAACCACCAGUGGUGUUUGUUGAUAACUACAUCAAGCUCCUGGCUGAUGGAAAUCCUGAGACCUUCCAGAAGAUUCUAGACAUGAAGGGUCUGAAGCGCAGUGAACAGAGCAGCAUGCUGGAACUCUUCAGGCAGAGGCUACCCACUCCGCCAUCUGGGGCCGACAGUGGCCCCUCUCUAUUCAGUGCCCCCACCCCGGAACAAGAGUCUUCCCGCAUCCGCAAACUGGAGAAACUCAUCAAGAAAAGAUUGUGAAAUGGCAAAUACACUGAAAUAUCAUCUUUAAAAUGAAAAAGACUGAAGGCCUGGAUGGUGGUCAUGUCAAAGACUUCAAUUUAGUCAUUUGGUCAGCGUUGGGAAAGAGCAAAGAUGAUGAAAGAAUUUUCUGACUGACAGUAGUAUGCACCCAAGUUGACGCUGGAUUAUGAAGAAACUUCCUCAAAUGCUACUAGCUGUUGUUGCAAAUGUCAUUCAACUCUAUUCAAUUUACCAAUGUCUGAGCUUUGUAACAUUAUUGCGCAGUGUAUAUGGACUUAAAACUGUUGCAGUGCUGUUAACUGUAUUUAGCUGGAGAGCCUCUUGCUGCCUCUCUGGGACAUGUCUAAUCAACUGUGAUUACAAGUGGCCUGGUUCCAAUUAAUAAUAAUAAUACUAAUAAUAAUUGGUUCUGAAUAUAAUGUACUCUUCUAUAUAGAUAGUUUCCCCAACUAUUUGAAUUUCAACUUUCGGAUCCAGUUUUGAAAUAUGUGCAUCUCUGCUGUCAAUUAAAAUUCACAUGCGUCAUAAAUAUCGGGAUGGAUUGUCUGACCUAAACAGUUGCAUAAAAUAAAUUACUGACUGAGUUUAGACUCCUCAAAUCUGAGAGAUGGAGAAAUAUUCCCAUCUUUAGUCUGACAUGAGGUCGGCUUUGUCUUGGCAUUUUCAAUCCCUGUAGGCCGACUUGCAUAUGAGAACUACAGUAGCUAGCUGAAGUCAUUUAACUGAAGGGUGUAUGCUAUACUGUAAAGUACAUGUGUGCAUUUAGUUUGCGAUCAGUAAGAUUUGUUCAACAGUCCAAAAUAUUUGAUAAUUUAAUUCAGUCAUCCAUCUACUUUGUAUUGGCAUUAAAUCAAAAGUUUGUCUGUGUGUAUUUAUUUAUCCUUUUAUUGAAAUUCGUAGGGCAAAUUAAGAAAUAUUUGUUUUCUUUCAAAACUUUGCUAAGAGGUCUCUUGUGUCCUCAGCAAUUUCACUUGCAGUAUAUAUAUCAGUCUCUGGAAGACAAAGGAAAAUCAGCAAUUGAAGACCAGAGAUUAUGAUGCAGUGCCUCUCAGUUGUAGUAAAUCAAGUAAAUACAUGCUUUGUGUACACAUUCCUUUGCCUUCAGCUAAAAUAAUGUUGAUUCUUUGUCAUGUCUGAAUUGUAUGCUACACACGAAAUUGUUAAACACUAUUAAAAACAUUGCCUUCAUUUUUC